Manihot esculenta (cassava) is the source of this 2811-nucleotide messenger RNA. Its product is annotated as alpha-L-arabinofuranosidase 1. Lineage: Eukaryota; Viridiplantae; Streptophyta; Magnoliopsida; Malpighiales; Euphorbiaceae. The record is from RefSeq and is a predicted model, not a curated record. The transcript is spliced from 18 exons. Gene Ontology annotation, biological process: L-arabinose metabolic process. Gene Ontology annotation, molecular function: alpha-L-arabinofuranosidase activity. The coding region runs from base 395 to 2401 and encodes 668 amino acids.
AAAAUUUUGAAACAGAAAGAAAUUCCAACUUGUGUUGUCUUCGUAAUUCAGUUAUGGAGUGAGGGUUGGAUAAAUGUUGACGUAAAAGCAAAGGCUUGGGUUGCGAUAACUCCCACGCCUGCUUAUAUCCCCACUCCACGCAUGAAAUGAAAUUGCCAUGUCAAAAAUUCUUCAAAUAGAAAAAGGAAGUUAAAGUUUUGUGUUGUCUCCGACAUUUUGUUGACGUGGAAGCAAAGCCUUUCCGUUGUGAUAACUCACACGCCGCCUUAUAACCACUUCAUGCUCCCAUCGGUCAACUACACCAUCACCACUGCUCUCUCUCACUCGAUUGCUGCCUUCAACGCUUCUGCUCUCCUUUCAGGCUGUGACAUUGGUGGAUGCGGUGAGUGAAGAUAUGGGUUCGUUGAAGCUCGCUUUCACUCUUCUUCUUCUGAGCUUUAUAUGUCGAUGCUCUGCUGUUGGACUUGAUACGACCCUGACAGCACGAUUGUCCGUUAAUGCUUCUGUUGGUCGGGUUAUACCUGAAACGCUUUUUGGAAUAUUCUUUGAGGAGAUAAAUCAUGCUGGAGCUGGUGGGAUAUGGGGAGAGCUUGUGAACAACCGCGGUUUUGAAGCUGGGGGCCCUAAUACUCCCUCAAAUAUUGCUCCUUGGUCUAUCAUUGGUGAUGGUUCAUCUCUAAUUGUAUCUACUGACCGUUCAUCUUGCUUUGAGCGUAAUAAGGUUGCACUCCGAAUGGAUGUCUUUUGUGAUAGCAAAGGCAACAAUAUUUGCCCUGAUGGUGGAGUUGGUAUAUACAAUCCUGGAUUCUGGGGCAUGAAUAUUCAAAAAGGCAAGACCUAUAAAGUUGUUCUUUAUGUUCGAUCAUUGGGGUCAAUCAAUAUAUCUGUGUCUUUGACGGACUCAAACGGAUUGCAAACACUGGCUACUGCCAAAAUUAUAGCUUCUGCUUCUGAUGUUCUGAACUGGACAAAGGCAGAGGUUCUAUUGGAAGCCAAAGGAACAAAUCAAAAUUCCAGACUUCAAUUGACAUCAUCCCAGAAAGGUGUCAUAUGGUUUGAUCAAGUUUCAGCUAUGCCCUUAGACACAUUUAAGGGGCAUGGUUUCCGAACUGAGCUUGUUGAAAUGCUUGCAGAUAUAAAACCUCGCUUUAUCAGAUUUCCAGGUGGCUGUUUCGUUGAAGGUGAAUGGUUAAGAAAUGCUUUUCGCUGGAAGGAAACAAUUGGACCUUGGGAGGAGAGGCCUGGGCACUUUGGUGAUGUUUGGAUGUAUUGGACUGAUGAUGGACUUGGUCAUUUCGAGUUUCUUCAACUAGCAGAAGAUCUUGGCGCAUCGCCUAUAUGGGUGUUCAACAAUGGAAUCAGCCAUCAGGAUCAAGUUGAUACGUCAACAAUUUCACCUUUUGUACAAGAAGCUCUUGAUGGUAUUGAGUUUGCUAGAGGUGAUUCUGAUUCUACAUGGGGUGCAAUUCGAGCUGCAAUGGGACACCCAGAGCCUUUUGACUUGAAAUAUGUAGCAGUUGGAAAUGAGGAUUGUGGAAAGAAGAAUUAUAGAGGAAAUUAUCUCAAGUUUUAUGAAGCUAUAAAGCGUGCCUAUCCUGACAUCAAAAUAAUCUCAAACUGUGAUGGGUCUUCCCGCUCUUUGGAUCACCCUGCUGAUUACUAUGAUUUUCAUGUCUAUACAUCUGCCAACAACUUGUUUUCUAUGGCACAUAAAUUUGAUCAAACAUCACGCAAUGGUCCUAAGGCUUUUGUGAGUGAGUAUGCUGUGACUGGAAAAGAUGCUGGCACAGGAAGUCUUUUAGCUGCACUUGCUGAAGCAGCAUUCCUCAUUGGGCUUGAAAAGAACAGUGAUAUUGUUGAGAUGGCAAGCUAUGCACCACUUUUUGUGCAUGUCAACGACAGGCGAUGGAACCCAGAUGCAAUUGUCUUCAACUCCUCACAGCAAUAUGGAACUCCUAGCUACUGGGUGCAACGUUUUUUUACGGAAUCAAGUGGAGCAACUCUUCUCAACUCUGUGCUUCAAACAGAUGCCUCUGCUUCACUUAUUGCUUCUGCAAUUAAAUGGCAGGACACUGUGAAUAGUAAAACUUACCUAAAAAUAAAGAUUGUGAACUUUGGGAGCAGUACCGUGAAUCUCAACAUUUCUGUUGAUGGACUGGGGCUCAAUUCCAUACAGGAGUCUGGAUCAACAAAGACUGAACUCACUUCUGCUAAUCUGAUGGAUGAGAAUUCCUUUACCAAUCCAAAGAAGGUGGCGCCUCUGCAAACUCUGCUCGACAAGGCCAGCAAAGAUAUGGAUGUUGUACUCUCGCCGAAUUCUUUCACUUCAUUUGACUUGUUAACAGAAUUAAGCAGUAUCAGUACCACAGAUACUGAUUCUUUCUCCAGAUCUUCAAUUUAAAAACACAAAAACAGAGUUUAAUUAUAUGAUGAAAAAAAAAAAAAAGUAAUGUUGAAAUAAUUCUGUGGCCAGCAUAUUUGCCACUCUAGUUGGCCAACCUUAAAUAUAUACUUGUUUUAUCUAAUGCAUCUUUUUUUUUUUUUUCUUUCGUUUGCUGAAAGUAAGUUUGAUAAUGGAUUUGAACGUGAAGGGUGUUUGUUGAUGGUGAAAAAAAAAAAGAGAACAGAGAACGAGCAACUCCUGAGGGUACAGUCUCUCAAGGCUAAAACGGAAGAUAAUUGAACAGAAUGGAAAUUGCCAAAAAGUUUUAUACAGAUUAUGUAAACCUUGGAAAACUAGAAUUGCAAUCAAAAGAUGAGAAGAAUGAAAUCAUCAAUACUUCAAUUUAAUUUGCUUGAAUUUUCUUGGCC